Molecule: messenger RNA, 954 nt
Organism: Aspergillus mulundensis
Lineage: Eukaryota; Fungi; Ascomycota; Eurotiomycetes; Eurotiales; Aspergillaceae
Exons: 3
Coding region: 1-954 (317 amino acids)
Cellular component (GO): mitochondrion
Source: RefSeq, a predicted model, not a curated record
AUGGCCUCCUCAAUCUCAGGCGCUCCGCUGCUUUCAGCAGCUCGGGCACGUACCGCUGCUCUUUCGUCGUAUUCCACUGUCGGUUCCUCGCAAUGCCGACAAUUCUCGCUCUCCUCGCAGCGCAGCCGCGAAAUGAAAGGCAUGCCACAGUCUUUCUCAAUGAAGCAACCGGCACAGCCCAGUAUGAAAAUCAGAACCUCGGAAAUGUCACGGACAGAACUGCCGCAGGAUAUCGGAUUGCUACCUGGGACCUUCAUCAAGCCAUUGUGGAGGGACUUGCCCUCGAUCUUCAAACAACCCAAAGAGCGGUUACAAUUUGAAUGGUUGUGGUUGAAGUCAUGGUUUCAGAACUUCCUGGGGCUCGUUGUUUACAGCAAGUCGGAGGGUAGAGCGCUGCCACUGCGGUUGAGAGAAAGACGGCUAGUAGCGCGCGACAUCCAUCAACGGAUGUACUCUGCAUUCGCUAGAGGAGAAACCGGCACAGUCCGCAACAUCUGCUGCACUGGCCUCGCAAACAGCCUCGUGAAGCGCAUCGAAGCCCGUCCCAAAGGCGAACAAGUGACCUGGUCUCUCGACAAAUAUAUCCGCUCACCGUCAACUUGGUUCACCGGAAUCCGCGUCGUUUCAGACCGUGCCACUCAACUCCCCAAUAUCGCCGAUUCCGGCGUGCGCCAGGUCGUCCUCCGAAUCACCAGCCGCCAGUCAACUGGCAAGGCGCAGCGACGAGCAAAGAACGGCACCCCCGCCGAGGGUUCCGGCAAGCAGCAGGACUGCAUGGAAUACAUCGUCAUCCAGAAACUCCGAUGGAUGGGUGAGGAGGAAGGCUGGCGCGUCUGGGGUCAUGCCACGCCCACGACCGUCGAAGAUCUCAGCUCUCCUUUCUUUGCCACUGACAUGUCAUUUGCCGACCGAUAUGAGGCGAUGAAGGACGCGGCGAUGGGGACGAAGAAGUAA